This is a messenger RNA of Kockovaella imperatae, 834 nucleotides long. RefSeq names its product P-loop containing nucleoside triphosphate hydrolase protein. Gene Ontology annotation, molecular function: GTP binding; GTPase activity. The coding region runs from base 148 to 804 and encodes 218 amino acids. Lineage: Eukaryota; Fungi; Basidiomycota; Tremellomycetes; Tremellales; Cuniculitremaceae. The record is from RefSeq and is a predicted model, not a curated record. The transcript has 5 exons.
UGUAUGUUCAUUGGACUGUCCUGACUGCAUGACGACCGCGUACCGAAUCCUACUCAAAUCGGAACCAAGGCAAUGCUCACGAACGACUAUACGACAUUUUGACGAUCUGCUUUCUUGACGAUUGGAACGACACGGACACCACGCAUCAUGACGGAACAAGGAUACCUUUCCUCAGGGUCUGGGAGCGGCAAGAUGUCUGGUGGUGAGGGAAGUGACAGGUCAAGCAUCGUUCUCAAAGUAGGCAUGGUCGGAGACUCUCAGAUUGGAAAGACAUCUCUGAUGGUGAAAUAUGUGGAGGGGAGCUUUGAUGAGGAUUACAUCCAGACUUUGGGAGUCAACUUCAUGGAGAAGACUAUCAGCAUACGGAACACGGAAAUCACCUUUUCGAUCUGGGAUUUAGGCGGCCAACGAGAGUUCGUAUCGAUGCUACCCUUGGUGUCAAAUGACGCAGUGGCGAUUCUGUUCAUGUUCGACUUGACACGGAAGGCUACUCUCAAUAGUGUCAAGGAGUGGUAUCGACAAGCCAGGGGUUUCAACAAGACGGCUAUACCAGUCUUGGUGGGCACGAAAUAUGACAUGUUUGUGUCCUUCCCGCACGAGGAACAGGAGGAGAUCACAAAACAGUCCAAGAGGUUCUCAAAAGCUAUGCACGCGCCUUUGGUGAGCCGGUCUAUGUUCGCAGCAUCUGAUCAGCAGAUCUUUUGCUCGACGGCGCAGGCGAUAAAUGUGCAGAAAAUCUUCAAGAUUGUCCUGGCCAAGGCUUUCGACCUGAAGGUAGGCCGGGUUCCCGUUGACACCUGCUGACAGAAUCAGUGUGUCAUUCCAGAAAUCGAU